This is a messenger RNA of Ostrea edulis (European flat oyster), 1215 nucleotides long. RefSeq lists its product as uncharacterized. The record is from RefSeq and is a predicted model, not a curated record. The coding region runs from base 1 to 1215 and encodes 404 amino acids. The transcript has 2 exons. Gene Ontology annotation, molecular function: nucleic acid binding. Lineage: Eukaryota; Metazoa; Mollusca; Bivalvia; Ostreida; Ostreidae.
AUGUCACUUAGCCAAGUGAAGGACGCAAGCGAACGAGACAGAACAAUGCAGAAAGCCAUGGAAUAUGCACGCAUUGGGCGAUGGUACGAAAUGAAGAAGCUAGACCAUACGAUAGACAUGGAGGAGCUUCAGGUAUAUAGAAGUAUUCAAGAUGAACUUGCAGUUCACUGUGAUACCGUUUUGCUUCGAGGGAAGAGAAUAAUUUUGCCAAAAGCCUUGAGGGACCAAGCUAUAAAAAUUGCGCACGAAGGACACCAAGGUCUUGCAAAAACCAAGGCAUUUCUCAGAUCCAAAGUCUGGUUUCCAGGGAUAAAUGACAGAGUAGAUAACUUGGUCAAGGACUGCUUGGCUUGUCAAGCAAUAACCCAGUCAAAACAGAUAGAACUACUCAAAAUGUCAGAAUUGCCUCAGGAACCCUGGGAUGACCUCGGUGCUGAUUUCUGCUGCCCACUACCAUCAGGCGAUUAUCUCUUUGUCAUCAUUGAUGAAUACUCGAGAUACCUUGUUGUAGAAAUCAUCAAAUCGGUAUCAGCCCAAAGUGUUAUACCGGUAUGGCCUCAAGCAAAUGCUCAAGCUGAAGCAUUCAACAAGCCACUGAUGAAAAAUAUCAAAGCAGCUGGAAUAGAGCGAAGAAACUGGAAACAGUCCAUGUUCCAAUUCCUCAGACAAUACAGAACAACUCCACAUAGUUCUACAGGAAUAAGUCCCUUCAAGCUAAUGUUCAACAGAGAAGCAAAGACGAAGCUACCAUCGGUCCCAAGGAAACAAACCAAAAAUGACGAACUCUUGCGUCAAAAUGAUAAAAUUUCAAAAACACUAAUGAAAGCUGGUGCAGACGAAAGGAUGAAAACAAGACGGAGCGAUAUUCAGAUUGGAGACCACGUGCUACUAAGGAAUGAAGUCAGAGAAAACAAGACCACACCAUCGUAUGAUCCUGUACCACACGUCGUAACUAACAGAAAAGGAAAUAUGAUAACCACUAAACAGAACGAGAGAAAUGUGACACGCAACUCAUCAUUCUUCAAGAAAACAAAACAUCAACUCCAAGCUGCAGAUACAGCUGAUGAAGAAGAGGUACCAGAUGUCCCAACACAGAAAAACCACCUGAAAAUCCCUGAGGUUCGAGAUGGUGAAGCACACACUUCGCGCCCUACAAGACAGAGGAAGCAACCCACUUACUUACAAGAUUAUGUGAUACGUGUGAAUAAUCAGUGA